Messenger RNA from Penaeus indicus, 1754 nucleotides. RefSeq names its product disks large homolog 5-like. NCBI's taxonomy places the organism in Eukaryota, Metazoa, Arthropoda, Malacostraca, Decapoda, Penaeidae. The record is from RefSeq and is a predicted model, not a curated record. The transcript has 7 exons. The coding region runs from base 52 to 1605 and encodes 517 amino acids. Gene Ontology annotation, cellular component: plasma membrane. Gene Ontology annotation, biological process: negative regulation of hippo signaling. Gene Ontology annotation, molecular function: protein binding.
UCUCCCAAACCAACCUCGCAUGACUCUCCCCAUUCUGUAGAUGAUGAUAACAUGCCCCCGUCAUCGACAUCCACUCUGCGGAGCCCACUGGAUCUUCGUGACACUCUCGACCAUUCCCUUGAUCAUUCCUUGUCGCCUUCUGCUAGAUCCACACUCACCCGUCCUGAAAUUGCACAUGUGAUGAAUUCACUUAAAAGAGAAACAUUUUCAAGGCGUAGUGAGAAUGGUGGUGUUGGUAACAGUAAUGGUGGUGUUAGUAGUGGAGGCAGUAAUCCUGGAGCAAGCAGUGGAGGAAGUGGAGUCAGCCCUAAUAAUGCAAGUGCAGAACCACGACUGGUGUAUUUGGAGCUUAAUAAAUCCCACAAUUUAGGAAUACAGAUGGUUGGGGGAAAUGCUCUGGGGAUCUUUGUCCAUGCUGUUCCUCCAGACUCCCCGGCAGCUAAAGCUGGGCUCCGUCCCGGUGACCACAUCCUUGAGUACAAUGGAGUGGAUCUCCGACAUGCUACUGCUGAACAAGCUGCCUUUGAGCUUGCAAAACCUGCUGAUAAUGUCAAAAUGCUAGUGCAGUACAAUUACCAAAGAUAUGAAGAAAUUCAGGAUAAACCUGGUGACAGCUUCUAUAUACGUGCAUUGUUUGAUCGAUUGGGUGAUGCAGGGGAUUCUACUGAUCUUCGCUUUCGAAAAGAAGACAUUUUAUAUGUAGAUAACACUAUGUUUAACAAUGUGCCUGGUCAGUGGCGAGCAUGGGUUGUGGAUGAAGACGGACAGAAAAGACAAUGUGGAACAGUUCCAAGCAAAGACAAGGUUGAGGAAGAGAUGAGGCUGCAGCGAAGUGUGGGUGACCUCCAGAUGGACUCCAGCCGAAGAGGGUCAACGUCUGCCCGACGCUCCUUCUUCAAGCGCAAAAAACAUUCCCGGUCGUCAUCCAGAGACUCCAAAGAGUUAGCCAGCUUUUCUGAUGCCUCUCUCAACUCUUACACAGAGUCUACACCGAUGCAUGAAGAGCCUGUGCCACACUCCUACAUCAGAGUGGAAAGGCUAGACUAUCUGGUGCGUCGUCCAGUGGUGAUGGUGGGUCCACUGUGGGAAAUAGUCUGUGACAAACUGGUUCAUGAUUAUCCACACAAUUUUACAAGAUGUGUGCCAGAGGUCAGUUGGCUCUCCUGUGAUGAGAUGGAUACUGCAGUCCAGAAGAACCUGAUCGUAGACUAUCGGCGGAGGGGAUCUCACUUCGAGGCAACAACUGUCAGUCAAGUGAAAGAAAUAUGUGAUAAGAGUUGCCAUGGAAUACUGGACAUCAGCCUUUCAUCCGUGGAACGUUUGCACCGCCACAAUAUAUACCCCAUCGUCUUGCUGCUCAAGUUCCGCCAUCAUAAGCAGAUCCGUGAAGUUUGUGAUUCGCACCUGACUUCUUCGGAAAGGAUCUCGCAAAAAGAAGCCAAAGAGAUGUUUGAACUGGCUAACAAAAUGGAACAAGAAUAUAAGCAUGUUAUAUCAGCUGUGAUCCCUGCCGCUGUCAACAUGCCGUACAUCAGUACUCAAGUGAAGUCGUGUGUGGACCAAGAACAAUCCAAAACUCUUUGGGUGCCUUCAGGGAGCCUCUGACUCUCCCCAGUACAGAGUGAAAGAGCUGUUAUAUUUUGCAAAGAAUAAUAUCCUGGCUGAUUGGUUCGAAGCCACACAUUAUGCCACUGAUGCUGUUGAUUUAUGGCAUGUGACCCUUAGAGGACAUGAGAGAAUAUAUUCGAUUUCUA